Messenger RNA from Melitaea cinxia (Glanville fritillary), 1703 nucleotides. It is a transcript of the gene NGR-A33, whose product is annotated as tachykinin-like peptides receptor 86C. The transcript has 9 exons. The coding region runs from base 501 to 1703 and encodes 400 amino acids. Gene Ontology annotation, biological process: G protein-coupled receptor signaling pathway. Lineage: Eukaryota; Metazoa; Arthropoda; Insecta; Lepidoptera; Nymphalidae. Gene Ontology annotation, cellular component: plasma membrane. The record is from RefSeq and is a predicted model, not a curated record. Gene Ontology annotation, molecular function: tachykinin receptor activity.
CGAACUGGAAAAACAUUAAACAAAGCUGUCUUCAUGUACGUUGAUGUUGAUGUUAUGUAGACCAAACGUUUGUGUUACCGAAGUAGUGCUUCAUUAUAUAAUUUUACAUAAAUUUACACCUAAUAAAACAUUAUUGAUUUUAAGUUAUGAAAUUAUGGCACAUUAAAAUAAUAUAUACGUCGCAUGUUAAAUUUUAUUUUUCACUAUUAAAACUCUUUUUAAGUAUAGUAUUACAGAUUGACUUAAAAUUAAUACCGUCAAAGAAAUAAUUUCUUAAUUAAUUUAAUGAGACUUUUUUUGUCAUUAGUUUUUACUUGCGAUAAAAAAAUAUUUCAAUAACAUAUUUGUUUUGUAGGAUUUCUCAUAAGUGUGAAAAUGUUUUUAGCUAUAUUUGUGUGAAAAUGGUGUCUAAAUAAAUAAUUAUUACGAAAAGUUUUAAAUUUGAAUUCUCAAUUAUUACGAAUAGUUGUUGAAUGUCAGUGAAGUGAAAUAGUGUUACCAUGGGCACAGAAAUAGAAAUACAGAAUUUUAUCAAUUGCACGCAACAGGUGCUAGGUCCAGAUUUGUCUUGGGACAAUUUAAAUGUCUCACAAAUACUAGAUCUACUGCCGAGUCAAAUUCUUGAAGACAUUAAUCUAAAAAUCAAUCUGGGCAAUUGUAUGGGAUUAGGAAAGAGGCCGUAUAGUCCUCCGUGGUGGGGUCAGUUGGCCUGGUUUGUCGUAUUCGCCGUGAUGCUGCUCCUAGCUGUGAUUGGAAACACUUUGGUUAUAUGGAUUGUAUUAGCUCACCGUCGUAUGCGGACAGUGACAAACUGCUUUCUCGUGAACUUAGCCGUCGCUGAUCUUCUCAUGGCAACUCUGAACGGAGCUCCAAACUUUAUAUUUCUUGUGACAGCUGAUUGGCCCUUCGGAUCAGUGACGUGUACAGCGAGCAAUUUCACCGCCAACUUAACUGUUUCAGCGGGAGUUUUCACACUUGUUGCUAUUACUGUGGACAGGUACGUAGCGAUAGUAAAACCGCUGCAACAUAGACUAAGUCGUAGCGUAGCACGAGCAGCGUUAUUUACAGUAUGGUUUGCCAGCAUCGCGCUUGCCUUGCCUAUACUACUCUACUCGGACACAUACACUAAAAAGUACAUAAACGGAGAACGAGAGAUUUGUUUUAUCAAAUGGCCAGAUGGUAGCUACCCCACGUCGCGGACAGAUUACUGUUACAAUCUCGUAUUUCUGGCAGUAACUUAUGUACUCCCCAUGUUUGUGAUGGUGUGGGCAUACGCUCAGAUGAGUGCUGCACUUCAAGGACGUACUAUAGGAGAAUGUACUCAUCAUCAGAUGCAGGUGGUCAGAUCCAAACGUAAGGUUGUAAGGAUGUUUGUGCUAGUGGUGGUGGUAUUUGCACUCUGCUGGCUUCCUUACCACGCUUACUUCGUGCUGGUGUACCACCACCAGUCAUUAGCAUCGUCACCAUUCGCUCAGCAUGUGUACUUGGCUUUUUAUUGGCUAGCCAUGGCGAAUUCUAUGUUCAACCCUUUAAUAUACUACUGGAUGAGUAACAAGUUUCGGCUAUACUUUAAGCUUGUGCUCUGCUGGUGCAUUCCUGCAAAGCCUUCGAUCCCAAACAACUCGACUAAGAAAUUUGAAAUGCACAAAUCUUUUUCAGUGAGUCAGCGACAUCGCGAGGUGUCGUCCUUCAGUCGAGCAUGA